Messenger RNA from Ceratosolen solmsi marchali, 1827 nucleotides. Its product is annotated as transcription factor HIVEP3-like. The transcript has 9 exons. Gene Ontology annotation, molecular function: DNA-binding transcription factor activity, RNA polymerase II-specific; RNA polymerase II cis-regulatory region sequence-specific DNA binding. Gene Ontology annotation, cellular component: transcription regulator complex; chromatin; PcG protein complex. Bases 1 to 1827 code for a protein of 608 amino acids. Gene Ontology annotation, biological process: regulation of transcription by RNA polymerase II. The record is from RefSeq and is a predicted model, not a curated record. Lineage: Eukaryota; Metazoa; Arthropoda; Insecta; Hymenoptera; Agaonidae.
AUGUCAGGAUGUCAAUUACGUGACGAAGGCUCCUCCAACAUCCAAUCAUCAAUGUCAACAUUAUCUACCACAUCAUGGUAUGUUCAACCUGACAGCUCCACAAACAUAUUAGGAGUAGUAUUUAAUUAUUCUAGCACAUCAACACCAGGUUCUUCGCCCAACGACAUCAUGCAUAUUAGACCCAAUUUGAAUCCAGACAGAUCAGAGUAUAUGCAGAUCAAAACUCACAAGGAUAAUUGGGACAAUCAGAGAACACUGUGGAUAGACGAACAACAAGGAAGUACCUUAUCAGUUGACGACAGCCACUUACACUUUCAGGGCCGCCCAUUUCUGGCAAUCAGAACACGGCUGCAAUUAAUAGAGGGUGAGGGAAGUACACACCCUCUCACCAUGACUUCCAUCACUCAGGGAAAAUAUGUCGCUGACAUUUCCGGAAGUGCAAACAAAUUAGAACAAGGUCCUGUUGGCGAAGUAGGUGGAAUCCGGCUUCCCCUGCAAUCUCUGCAUGGCUAUGGUUCGGUCUUCAUGUAUUCGGCUUCGACGAGCACUGGGGGCAGCGGAGGUGUUGUAGGCGUUAGUAGUGGUGUUGGUGGCAUUACCCAAAGUGGUAGUGGUUCAAGUGAAGUAACUCUGCGCCAACGCGAGCCUGAGGAUAUACCGGAGGAGAUGCUUGCAAGGCUCGAAGACACUGCGACUUUGUCCAUAUCACUUCAGGGUGACGCUCUCCUCAGACUCGGUGCUGACACUACGGGAAACGGAAAUUUGGAGCUGUUCGAUAGCGAGAGUGGGCCGGAUCUCACGUUAUCGCCUCAAACGUUUACAUCCACUGCUGAAGCCUUUAUCAAUGACAAUAGUGACAGUCUUGGGGUACCUGGUGACAAUGACACGGGCAGUGGUGAAGAGUCAAGGACCGGUAUGGGAGAUCCCAGCAAAUUGGGGGUGAAAAAACCAAGGCCGAAAGCUUCUUCGCCGAACAGACAAGGACCUCAACAGUGUCAGGUAUGUGGUAAAGUGUUCAACAACGCAUCGGCGCUUACGAAGCACAAGCUGACGCACAGCGACGAGCGAAAGUAUGUCUGCACGAUGUGUGGCAAAGCGUUCAAGCGGCAGGACCACUUGAAUGGUCAUAUGCUGACACACCGCAACAAGAAACCGUACGAAUGCAAGGCCGAGGGCUGCGGCAAAUCCUAUUGCGAUGCGCGCAGCCUCCGUCGACACACGGAGAAUCAUCAUGCGGGAAGUAAAGUAAACGAAAGUACGAGCCCAAGUAGCCCGGUUACAGGGCCCAAUACCCCUAACACACCUGGGAGUAACCCCAGCACGCCAAGUACACCUGGAACCGUCCCGACCUCGGCCGCACAGAAUGGACAUGGUCACACAGCCCUUAAGCAGUUGCUUGCAUCUGAACCCGCGUCCACACAACUCAAGGGAUCGAAUGGUUUAAGCAACAGCAAUGAUAGUUUAACGAAGCAACAACUCGAGCUUAUCCAGCAAAUAAUGCAACAAACUCAACAGCAGCAGCAAAUUGUACAAUCACAAAGUCAACCACAUCAACACCAGCAGCAGCACCAGCAAAGUACAAACGAAACCACCAUUAGCGGUCAAGUGCAGAAAAAUGGACUAAAGCCCUUGGUCAAAUCAACGACAACGAUUUUAGGUCCAAUUGUAAAUUCUGUUUCGGCAAACAUCGCUGCUAAUGCUAGAUCGAGUCCUAAAUCUAAGAUCUGGAAUCACGUACAGCUAUAUUUAGAAAUUAAUGGUUUAUUAAUAAGAUGUCAGAUUUGUAUAGACAUAAAAAUUAGUUACCCUAACAUCAGUCUAGAGUAA